Fusarium pseudograminearum CS3096 is the source of this 2640-nucleotide messenger RNA. RefSeq lists its product as uncharacterized. Gene Ontology annotation, molecular function: ATP binding; protein serine/threonine kinase activity. Lineage: Eukaryota; Fungi; Ascomycota; Sordariomycetes; Hypocreales; Nectriaceae. Gene Ontology annotation, biological process: peptidyl-serine phosphorylation; peptidyl-threonine phosphorylation. The record is from RefSeq and is a predicted model, not a curated record. The transcript has 6 exons. Bases 1 to 2640 code for a protein of 879 amino acids.
AUGGCUUCCCUUCAUCCUCAAGAUGAACGCAAUGAAGAGUUCAUCCAAUUCGUUCGUCGCGAGCUACAGCCCGGCAUCGAUGGCAACGGCGCAAAAGUCGAGUUCAUCAGCCCUACGAAAACAGCAGAAUGGUGGAAGAAACGAAGCGAAAAUCGAGUCGCCCGCGCCAUCAAUCACAACAUCCACGCAAGAGCGGCCACGAUCGAAAAAGCCUACCUGAACAUCUUUUCCAUUCUCGUCUACAAUUCCAAGACGUACUUGAUAAAGGAAUUCAUCUCCCACGGCUUCCAGGACCAGCAGCUGCCUCUACUCGACCACAAGAGGUUUGGGGGAGACCUUGCCAUGGUCCGCGACAUGAAAGACUUUUGUGAUACCCAGUGGAUGUUCUGUCCUGUCGUCUUCUCAAGCGCCAUGCCAAUGGACAAAAGAACUAUUCCCUGUCGUCAGAUCCUCCCAAUCAAGGACCAGAAGAUAACCACAACCAAAGAGAACCAUUCCAAGUCUAUCAUACGAGUAGUAACGCUGCAUUCUGACUGUUAUGAUACAGAUUGGAGUUCAUCAUCCAAGCCGACUGUCGUGUUCAAAGAAUACCUCACCUGUGAAAGGGAUGCUUUGUGGAACUCCUGGAUCAGAGAGUACAAUGCAUUUGUCAAAAUCGAUUCCUGCGACCACAUAGUCCAGUAUCUCGGUUCAUUUGAGCAGAACAAACGCUGCUUCAUGGUGCUAGAGCAUGCCCCCGAAGGUAGUCUGCUCGAGUUAUACAAACGUGAUAAGCCUCCAGCAACACCUGAAGAGCGCAGGUACUUUUUGUACGGCAUGAUGAGUCUCAUCAAGGCCGUUGAUAAGAUCCAAAACUUGGGAGGGGGGCCUAGAAAUCAACGCACAGGCUUUGCCCAUCGCGACAUCAAGCCUUCCAAUAUUCUCGUCUUCCCUGGAACGCAGGGUCUGUAUUCCGAUGGCUUCCGGAUGAAGCUUGCUGAUUUCGAUACGGCGACAUCUGAAUCGCCUAUUGAUGAAGAUUCAGUCAGUUUUCAUGACAACGACGGAGACAAGACAUAUUGUGCUCCCGAGGCUUCCAGGGUCUAUACUUAUCAAGAUACGGCUAUUAAGCCGGUUCCUUUAUCAUCGGACAUCUGGUCCCUCGGUUGUGUCUUCAGCGAAGCUCUUGUCUGGGUCGCUGGUAGAAUGGCUGCCGUCUACAAAGCUGCUGGCGAUCGUAGAACCGAGAUCCAGACCUACUAUCCGCUUCAGGUCGACGCUAGCUUGGGCGACUGCUUUCACAAUGCUCAAACGGCACUUCAAUGUGUCUUGGAGUCCCAACAGGCCGCUGUCGAAUCCUUGAAAGGACCCACGAAUCUUUCAGGAACCGUCUGCGCCCUUGUGAAGCAGAAAAUGCUUGUACCUUACAAGGAUAGACCUACCCCCAGUUACUUAUGGCACGAAUUCAACAGCAAGUAUGAAUACCUGUUUCCUUCUCUUGGCAGAGCAAACAGUGCACCUACUCGUUCCCCUUCUCGAGCCAUCGGCAGCGAAGUCGCUAGCCCAGUAUCUAUGGGUAAAUCCCCAAGAGGGAGUUUUCAAUACAGUCAACUUCCACAUCUACGUACGACUUCCAGCCUGGGGAAAGAAAGGCUGAUGAUCACCACUUCCAAUCACCCUCAAACAGAUCUAGGCCCUCUUGGCUUCUAUAUGCAGGCACCGUUUGAUAAUGGAAUGCCAGUCCAACAGAUUUCCCCUUCUGCACAAAAUCAUGGCCAGAUCCAGGAGAUUUCCGGUUCCAAUAAUGCCCCAGAACUAUCAAACGGGCUCGAUGCCUCACAAGUCACAAAGAGCACUCCUUCGCAAACAGGAUCCCCUGGCUAUCUUCACCCUACUUACACGGGUCCUAUAAGCAGCCCCUGGGAACCUCGUCGAGCAAGCAGAGAUCAGCAAGCUCCUCCGAGUCAAUACGAAAAUGCAACUGUCGAAGAUGUGAUCCACUACCGCAAACUCAAGGCUAAGAAGCAUCUUCUGUCUGGCUAUGAUCACUUCUGUCGCCGCAUGGGCCGGAGACAUUUCAUCUUCGUCAUAGACGACUCCGAUUCGAUGCGAGAGUUGAAAAGCGAAGUUCUCAGGGCGGUUCAGGCUCUGAUAUGGCUAGUCAAGGACAUGGACCUGACAUUCCCGGAAAUACGCUUUACCUCGAACCCCAGUAAGCGAUACCCGCCGACAAUUGCAGCAAUGGCGGGUCGUUUAUACUCGAUGGACAUGUUAGCCUCGCUACUGAAACGCCACUGGGAGAAUCUGGACGAAGCCGAUAAGGAAUGCAACAUGAGAUACGCGCUGGACCAGAUAUUCGCCGAUGAUAGUAUUGUAGAUCCCAAAAAGCCUACUAGUGUUCUAAUCUUUACAAAUGGCAAAUGGGAGGGUGGUCCCAUUCAAGAUCCAGGCGUGGAGGGAUGCAUCACGAAUGUCAUCGGUAAGAUGAGGCAAAAAAACAUCAGCAACACGGGCUUCACAUUCCAAUUUGUCAGCUUCGGCGAUGAUCAAGAUGGUCUUAAUCGUAUGACAUAUCUUGACGACUGUGCCCUUUUCGGGGGCAGCCUAGAACACAGAAAGCGCUUGGGUGUUGGGAAUGGAGCUAUUCUGUUAGAGCCCUAG